AUGAAUCGUGAUGCUCAGGCCUUACUUCCUCUGACGAUCAAGCAGAUCAAUGAUGCUUAUCAAGCAAGUGAUGAUAAAGCCAAUCUGACUAUUGAUGGUGUUGAAAUUGGCAAAAUUUCUCUUCUUGGUAGGGUGUGCAGCAAAGCUGGACAAACCACUGAUGUUAAAUUUGUACUUGAUGAUGGUACUGGAAUGAUUGAGUGCACUAAAUGGCUUCAAGAACCUGCAAAUUCAAUUCCAGUGGAGAGUAUUUUAAAUGGAAUAUAUGUGCGGGUUUAUGGACACUUGAAAGGCUUUCAGGGUCAAAAUAAUAAUGAUCAGAAGAGUGUUGAACAAUUGGUGUCAUAUUUCUUGCUUCUUCCCCAAAACAGGGAAAUGACUGAGGGAACCCCUCAUGAUGUUAUUAGAGAAUAUCUUAGAAUUACCCUGGAUAGACUUAAGCUGGCUAUUGAAAAUCUUACGUAUGAAGGUCAGAUAUAUGAAGGUGUAACUGAUAGAUAUAAGUCAGCUAUCGAUGGUUGA
Vicia faba (fava bean) is the source of this 522-nucleotide messenger RNA. Lineage: Eukaryota; Viridiplantae; Streptophyta; Magnoliopsida; Fabales; Fabaceae. The record is from the annotation of a GenBank genome assembly.